Pteronotus mesoamericanus is the source of this 2283-nucleotide messenger RNA. RefSeq names its product disintegrin and metalloproteinase domain-containing protein 20-like. Bases 1 to 2229 code for a protein of 742 amino acids. Gene Ontology annotation, cellular component: sperm head plasma membrane; plasma membrane; external side of plasma membrane. Lineage: Eukaryota; Metazoa; Chordata; Mammalia; Chiroptera; Mormoopidae. Gene Ontology annotation, biological process: proteolysis; male gonad development. The record is from RefSeq and is a predicted model, not a curated record. The transcript has a single exon. Gene Ontology annotation, molecular function: metalloendopeptidase activity.
AUGCGGCCUGCCUGGACCCAGGUUCUCCUGGCUGGUGGUCUCUGCCUGCCUCUGCUCUGGUUAGUCUUGUCCCAGGUCUGCUGCUCCCGUGCCCUACCAGCAUGGCGCUUCACUUCGUCUGAAAUCGUGAUCCCCAAGAAGGUGUCCCACAAGGUGAGCGGAGCUGGCGUACAAGACCAGCUCUCCUACAAGAUUCACUUCAGGGGCCGCAGACAUGUGGUUCACAUGAAGGUCAAGAAGAACUUGCUGCCCAGGAACUUCCCUGUUAUCACGGAUAACGACCAAGGUGCCCUGCAGGAGGACCACCCCUUUGUCCCUCGAAACUGUUACUACUACAGCUACCUGGAAGGGGUGCCUGGGUCUAUGGGCACACUGGACACUUGCUACGGGGGUCUGCGUGGCAUGCUGCAGGUAGAUGACUUCACUUACGAAAUCAAACCACUGGAGGCUUCUUCCAAAUUUGAGCAUAUGAUUUCUCUGCUUGUGUCAGAACGAUCCUCAGAGACUGAGAGGUGUGAGGUGGAAGCGGACGAUGCAAACCUGGCAUAUGAAGAGGAGAUGGCUGCUGAAACUCCUAGAGCAGGGCCUGUAUACUUGUGGUGGCCACAUUUGAAACGGUUAAAACUUCACUACACCAUUUCCCGCUCUUUAACUCUUCUAAACAAGAAUCGGACACGUAUAAUAGAGAAUGUAGUGAUUAUAAACAAUAUACUGCAUUCCAUUUAUAUACAAAGUCGGAUAGCUGUCCUGAUACGUAUGCUGUGUAUAUGGGAAACUGCUGAUAGUUUCAAUUUGAAUCAGUGGAAGGAUGCGUCACAUGCUGUAUCGAAUUUUGGUUUGUGGAAAUACCAUGGGUGGUUUUCGCUGUUUUCUCAUGAUACUUCAUUGCUGCUUACGGGACAUAAACUCGGUCAUGCCACCUAUUAUUCUAACCAUGACGGACUGUGCAACCCCAACUGGGGAGUAGCAUAUGUGUAUGUAGCAGAGUAUCACAUAUUUUUAGCUGCCACUGUUUCAGCACACUCAUUAGGUCAUAACUUCGGCCUUCGACAUGACUUGCCUGGCUGUCACUGUUUUCGAAGACAGAACUGCGUGAUGGCGCCUGUGCCCGGUCUUCUAGAUAUGAUGAGCAAUUGUUCUUAUGAGGUUCUGCAUCGACGGGCUUACUCGUGGGAUCCUUGUUUGAGUGUGGUAAAUGUGCCGUACAAUAAUUUUCCUUAUGUAGCUCCUCGUUGUGGUGACAAGAUCAUAAAUCAGAGAGAGGAGUGUGACUGUGGCUCCUUUAAGGAAUGCGUUAAAGAUAAAUGUUGUGAGACCCAUUGUGCUCUCUCCAUUGGCAGUGAUUGCAAUGAAGGACUUUGCUGCGUCAAAUGUAAAUUUGCUCAGCCUGGAUGGGUUUGCAGACAGGUGGGAGGUAUUUGUGAUCUCCCGGAAUACUGCGAUGGGAGAACGAAUAUCUGUCCCGAUGACUCUUAUAUACAGGACGGAACCCCGUGUUCACCAUUAGCCGUUUGUCGGGUAGGAAACUGUACUGACCGUGAUAUGCAGUGUCAAGCUCUUUUCGGCCCCCAAGCAAAAGACGGGUCACCAGCAUGCUAUCAAAAAUUGAAUGUAAUAGGUGACCGAUUUGGCAACUGCGGGGUGGCAGUCCAUCGAGGAGGAGGAGCACCUUAUAGAUGUGAACCAGAAAAUGUAAUGUGUGGAUUGCUGCACUGUAGUGACGUUGAACAAAUUCCUGGUGGAGGUGAACACACUACAUUUCGUGAUAUAAUUCUAAAAGACGUUCAAGAGGAAAGAUGCUUUGGAUUUGAUGCGCACUACGGAACGGAAGUGCCAGAAUUCGGGCUUGUAGUGGAUGGUGCCACAUGCGGGCCAGGAAAAUACUGUCGUACCCAGAACUGUACUUACUACCAAAAAUUUAAUUUUACCUGUAACCUCAGUCAAUGCAAUUUCAGAGGAGUGUGCAACAAUAUGGGAACAUGUCACUGUCAGCAAGGCUGGAAACCACCAGCAUGCGAUAAGAUAGGGAUAGGUGGUAGUAUAAAUAGUGGCCCUCCACCUGACAGACAUGCAGCUGUUCGGGGCAAAAUAAUACCUAGUGUAAACAAGGCACUAGUUCUCCUGUUUCUGCGUUCCAUUUUAUUAGUGCUCUCCUUGUUUGCUGGAGUCUUUUCAUACGUGCACAUCAUUAUAAACGUGGGUACAGAGGAAGACGAUGAUGAAACAUAAUCACUUUAUCCCAAGUAAAUACUAACUGGAAAGUACAAAAUGGAUAAAAUCACA